AUGGCUUCUUCUGUCAAGUCUUCUUCUUCCACCGGCUCCAGCAUCAAGUCUUGGUUCGCUCGCCACUGCACGCCUGCUCCCGCCUGGCGCGGCCAGCAGACCUGCUGGUGCAAGGACUGCUUCAACCAGCAGAUGGGCCUGCCUAAGAAGCCCCAGGCCUCUGACUGGCCCUACAACCACCCUACUCGCAACAACAACGGCUUCAGCUCCGAGACGGCUUCUAUGAACUGCGAGUCGGUGGCUGAACUAGGAGUCGAUGGCGCAAUUCUUGAAGCUCUUGGCCUCGAUGCCAACGCCACCACGAUGAGCUCGCACGGCGGCUCCGGCUUCGCAUCGACCUUUAAGCUGUCCACGACGGUCGACGGCCAGCCGAAGCACUACUUUGUCAAGACGGGCAGCGGCGCCGACGCCGAGACCAUGUUCAAAGGCGAACAUGCCUCCCUCAACGCCAUUGCCGACGCCGUGCCCAAUUUCUGCCCGCGCUCUCACGCCCACGGCGCCAUGCACUCAUCCAACCGAUACUUUCUCGCCACCGACUUUCUCGACCUCGGCGCGCGCAGCUCCUCCUCCUCCUCCUCCUCCUCAGAUCCAGACUCUGGCGUGUCGCUCGCCGCCAAGCUCGCCAGGCUGCACACCACGCCCGCGCCCGUUCCCGACGGCCACGCCCAGCCCAUGUUUGGCUUUCCCGCGGCGACGUGCUGCGGCGAGACGGUGCAGGACAACACCUACAAGGCCUCGUGGGUCGACUUUUACGCCGACAACCGCCUCCGCGGCAUUUUGAGAGCAUCCGUGAAAAAGAACGGAUCCGACGCGGAGCUGGCCGCCGCCGUGGAGACGGUCGCCGACGAGGUGGUGCCGCGGCUGCUCGGCCGCGUCGAGGACAUCACGCCGGUGGUGGUCCACGGCGACCUUUGGAGCGGGAACCACUCCCGCGGGCGGAUCGCCGGGCACGGCGGCGUGGAGGAGGUCGUGUAUGACCCGUCGGCCGUGUAUGGCCACGCCGAGUACGACUACGGCAUCAUGAACAUGUUUGGCGGCUUCGGGACGGCGUUCUGGACGGAAUACCAUAAGCUGGUGCCCAAGGCAGAGCCGCGUGACGAGUGGAAGGAUCGCGUUGCUCUAUACGAGCUAUACCACCACUUGAAUCACUUUGCCAUGUUUGGUGGAGGAUAUCGCGGCGGCGCCAUGUCCAUCAUGAAGCGGCUGAUUUCAAAGUAUGCGGGUUAA
Akanthomyces muscarius is the source of this 1227-nucleotide messenger RNA. RefSeq lists its product as uncharacterized. The transcript is spliced from 5 exons. Lineage: Eukaryota; Fungi; Ascomycota; Sordariomycetes; Hypocreales; Cordycipitaceae. The record is from RefSeq and is a predicted model, not a curated record. The coding region runs from base 1 to 1227 and encodes 408 amino acids.